Messenger RNA from Ciona intestinalis (vase tunicate), 8402 nucleotides. Lineage: Eukaryota; Metazoa; Chordata; Ascidiacea; Phlebobranchia; Cionidae. The record is from RefSeq and is a predicted model, not a curated record.
AGCUGAAACAUUUUAUAACCCAUUGGGAAUAGAAUCAGAAUGCCGACUUCAAACAGCGGCUCGAAUAAUGUGUUUGAGGAGAUUGCUCUUGACGUGGACCACUCCAACGAUAAUGAUGUAACCACACGACAAACUUCAGUAAAUGAUCCACAAAAAGGAUCGAUCACUAUGGUGAAAGUAACUGGAAUCCUAAUGAUUUGCGCCAUCAUUGUUCUUGUGAUUAUUCUUCCCGUAUAUUUUGAAGUAAUUGUUCCAAACCAAAACAAAGGCAAUGCUGUUGUCAUUACAACAACAACUCCUGUAAAACCCGAACCCACCGAAACGACGCCACACACAGGCGAUGACGAGAAAAACCGUUUCGAUUGCUUUCCUGAGGGUGGUGCAACCAUAGAAACUUGCCAGCAACGAGGAUGCAUAUGGCUACCCCCGACUGUGGACACUGCUGCUCCUUCUUGCUUUUACUCCGGAAAAGAUGGUUAUUCCAUCAUAGAAGUGCUUGAGGUUACGAGUACAGGAUUGUCGCAAAGAAUCGGGAAAUCGAAAACGGCAGCUUCACCUUAUGGGGAGGAAUUCGAUGAAUUAUUGGUUACUUAUACCAGAGUUUCAAACAAUAAACUGCGUAUUACGAUUGCACCAACUUCUGUAAAGAGAUUUGAAAUCCCAUGGACCCACGAAAGUGCUUCAAACACUCCAGUGCAAGAUACUUUAUAUGAUGUACAAUUUACUUCAACAAAUGGCUUGUUUGGGAUACAAGUUACAAGAAAAAGCACAAAUGCAAUUUUAUUUGACACCACUGUUGGUCGUAUGAUGUUUUCUGACCAAUUUCUUCAAAUUUCCACAAAACUUGCAUCUGAGUAUGUGUAUGGCUUCGGAGAGCAUAUGCAUGAAUCGUUCAAGCAUGACAUGUCAUGGAAAACUUACGGAAUGUUUUCGAGAGACCAGGGUGUUGGGCCGAAUGCAAACUUAUAUGGAGUCCAUCCUUUCCAUAUGUGUAUGGAGGGAGACGGGAAUGCUCAUGGAAUAUUAUUUCUUAACAGCAAUGCACAAGAUGUGACCAUGCAGCCUACACCUGCACUAACAUACAGAUCUGUUGGUGGUAUCAUGGACUUUUAUAUCUUUGUUGGUCCUGAACCCGAGUCUGUUGUCUCUCAGUACACUGAAACUAUCGGCAGGCCAUACAUGCCACCUAUGUGGGCGCUAGGAUUCCAGCUGUGUAGAUAUGGGUAUGGGAGCUUGGAUAAAUUGAAAAAGGUGGUGGACAGAAUGCUGGAUUCAGAGAUACCUUAUGAUGUUCAAUACACUGACAUUGACUACAUGGAUAGACAACUAGAUUUUACAAUCAAUGCAACAACAUAUGCUGGGUUGGAAGAUUUUGCAAGAGAUUUAAAAUCCACACAUAAAAUGAAGUACAUUAUUAUUUUCGACCCUGCUAUUAGUGGUAACGAAACUGCUGGCACUUAUCCACCAUUUGAUCUGGGAAAGCAACAGAAUGUCUUUAUUCAAAAUCCAGAUGGGGAAAUUGCAUUCGGGAAAGUGUGGCCUGAUUUGCCAGGGAUUUAUAUUAAUACAACUUGGGGUUGGGAUGAUCAAACUGCUACAUUCCGAGCUCAUGCAGCUUUCCCUGACUAUUUCAACCCAGUUACAAUUCAAUGGUGGUCAGAUCUUACUGUGGAUUUCCAUAAAAGACUUGAAUUUGAUGGGCUUUGGAUUGACAUGAACGAGCCUGCAAGUUUUGUUCACGGUUCACCGAACGGUUGCCCCGACAACAAGUGGGACAACCCGUUGCCCUACCAUCCAGCUAUACUGGGAAACGACUUGUUCGAAAAAACGACCUGCAUGUCUAACUUACAAUACAACCCACAAACCCAGGAAUUAGAUGUACAUUACAACAUGCAUAGUUUGUAUGGCUGGAGUCAAACCAAACCUACCCUGGAUGCUUGUAGGUUAUCAACUGGUAAACGGUGCAUGGUGAUCAGCAGAUCAACUUUUCCAGGCAGUGGGAAAUACACAGGGCAUUGGUUGGGUGACAAUACAAGCUUAUGGUCUCAUCUUAGAGCUUCUAUAAUAGGGAUGCUUGAAUUCAACUUGUUUGGAAUUCCUUAUAUUGGUGCCGAUAUAUGCGGCUUCUUCCAAGACACUACAGAAGAACUUUGCAUGCGAUGGAUGCAACUUGGUGCCUUCUAUCCAUUUAGUAGAAACCAUAACGGACUCGGAUCUAAAGACCAAGACCCUGCUGCUUUUGGGCCAGAGUUCAUUGCUGCUUCUAAGAAAGUGCUUGAGAUCAGAUAUUCAAUACUUCCUUACUUUUAUACUUUGUUUUACGACGCACACACUACAGGAAGCACAGUCAUCAGAUCUUUACUAGCGGAGUUUCCAACAGACAUCACGACUUACACGAUUGAAACACAAUUUUUACUUGGAGGCAACAUUUUAAUAUCACCAGUUCUACAUGAAGGGGAAGAUUCAGUGAAAGCUUAUGUACCUGAUGCAACGUGGUAUGAUUACUACACAGGUGCCAAGUUAGCAACUGGAUUGAGGAAAACCUUCACUUACUUCCAUGCACCAUGGGAUUAUAUUCCUAUUCACAUAAAAGGUGGAAGCAUCAUUCCUACACAGACCCCAGCACGUACCACUGAGUUACAAAGAUCUAACGGACUUGGGAUUAUUUACGCUAUUGGUGACUCUCUAUCACAAGCAAGUGGCCAUUUAUUUUGGGAUGACUGGGAUUCAAUUGACGACUUUGAAAACGGGGUUUACUUGAUGUUAAGGUUUAGUGGAGACCAGGAGAGUUUAUCAUCCAUGGUUGAACAUAAUGAAUACCCAGAUGCUGAUUCGUCAAUAUUUGAUCAUAUAACUGUGAUGGGUGUUCACGGUGAGCAAGUAUCACGCGUGAUCGUGAAUGGAGUCAGGCACUCACAAUUUACAUUUGAUGGCAACACAAAGAUGCUUCAAAUCACUGGGUUGAACUUACAACUUACAACUGAAUGGACAAUAGUAUGGGAUACCAACCAAUAUGCCGACAGGUUCAACUGUCAUCCUGAAUCAUCAAUCAAAGCCACCCAACUACGUUGUUUAAAUCGUGGAUGUCUAUGGCAUGCAGUAUCAAUACCAGGAGUUCCCCCAUGUUACUACCCUGCUAACUAUGGAGCUUAUAAGAAAGACACAGCUCCUAUGAGCACUACAGCUGGUGAAGAGUUAUAUCUUGAACGUUGGAAUCUUCCUGAGUUUUUUGAGAGGUCAGUUCAAAGGUUAAAGGUCGAAGUUGAAGAACAUUCCGAAUAUCAACUUAGGAUUAAGAUAAGUGACGCUAACAAUCCAAGAUACGAGGUACCGAUGACACUAGGGGGGGUGAAUCCCACCAAACCGAGCGAACCUUUGUACGAAGUUAUUUACCAAGAUCAACCAUUCGCAUUUAAAGUAGUGAGAAGGUCAACACGCGAAGUUAUAAUGGACACAAAUGUUGGUGGAUUUAUAUUUGAAGAUCAAUUUAUUCAAAUAUCAACAAAAGCUGCCACAGAUUACCUUUAUGGACUCGGUGAAGCGGAACAUGCGAACCAUAAACAUGAUUUCUAUUGGACCAAGGAAACCUUACAUGCAAAAGAUGAAGGGGUUAAGCAAAAUGCAAAUCUUUAUGGUUACCACCCUUUCCAUCUUACCAUGGAAAAGCAAGGCAGUGCGCAUGGGGUUCUUCUGCUUAACAGCAAUGCUAUGGAGGUGGAGUUGACACCUUUGCCUUCAAUUACUUACCGUACAAUCGGUGGAAUUUUGGACUUUUAUCUUUUCCUUGGACCAACACCCAAUGAAGUGGUGCAACAAUAUAGUUCAGCUGUUGGGAAACCAAUGCAACCCCCUUACUGGGCACUUGGGUUCCAACUAUGUAAGUAUGGAUAUGGGAACAUGAAUGAACUGAGAACAGUGGUGGAUGGGAUGAGGAAUUACCAAAUACCAUACGACGUGCAAUAUGGUGAUAUUGACUACAUGGAUAGACAACUUGACUUCACUAUUGAUCCAAUCAACUAUCCUAAUCUACCUACAUUUGUUAACACUAUGAGAGAGGAUUAUAAAAUGAGAUAUGUCGUUAUACUGGACCCAGCUAUCAGUGCAAAUGAGACCGACCCAUACCCCUCAUAUACAGAUGGUAUGAUUGCCGAUAUAUUUAUUCGGCAAAAUGAUGGGGAGCUCGCUUAUGGCCUCGUGUGGCCGGAUGUUCCUGGGACUUUGUGGGAGGAUUCUACUUUGGAAACUCGUGCCCAUGUUUUGUUCCCUGACUUCUUCAACCCCACCACUAAACAAUGGUGGACAGAUAAUAUCGCUCGCUUUUAUAACGAGAUCAAAUUUGAUGGUUUAUGGAUUGAUAUGAAUGAACCUGCUAACUUUGUCAAUGGUAGUUUGGGAGUUGGUUGUCCAGCUGCAAAUAAAUAUGAUCAUCCUCCUUAUUUGCCUGGUAUCAUUGGGGACACUUUGUACACAAAGACACUGUGUAUGUCAUCCAAACAAUAUAACCCAAGUACAGGUACAGUGGACCAACUUCAUUAUAAUGUACAUAGUAUGUAUGGAUGGUCACAAGCACAACCAACCAAAGAGGCAUGCCAGGCAGCUACUGGUAAAAGAUGUUAUGUGAUAAGUAGAUCUACAUACCCUGGUGCUGGAGCACAUACAGGUCAUUGGUUGGGAGAUAAUGAAAGUAAAUGGUCUCACAUGAAAGCUUCUAUCAUUGGCAUGUUUGAAUUUACUUUGUUUGGCUUCUCAUAUACCGGAGCGGAUAUUUGUGGCUUUUUCGAAGAUGCUGAAGAAGAGAUGUGUUUAAGGUGGAGUCAGCUUGGUGCGUUCUAUCCAUUCAGUAGAAAUCAUGCCAUGCUUGGUACUAAGAGACAAGACCCAGCAUCUUGGGGAGCAGAGUUUGCUGCUUCAGUGAAGAAGGUUCUAGAAACAAGAUACACACUACUACCUUACCUUUAUACCUUGUUCUAUCAUAGCCAUACUAGGGGUGACUCGGUUGUUAGGCCUCUUAUGCAUGAAUUCCCCACUGAUUCAAAUACAUGGGAAAUAGACACUCAGUUCUUAUGGGGACCUGCCUUGUUAAUAACACCUGUGUUGGAACAAGGCAAGUUAACUGUAGAUGGUUAUAUGGCUGAUACAAGAUGGUUUGAUUAUUACAGUGGUGCUGAAGUAGCUCAACGUAAAGCCACAGUCACAUUACCAGCACCUAUGGACCAUAUUAACUUACAUGUUAGAGGAGGAUAUAUACUUCCUACACAAGAACCAGCUGUUACCACUUAUUAUAGCCGACAGAAUGAUUUUGGAUUAUUGGUAGCGCUUGAUGAUAAUAUGAAAGCAAGUGGUGAUUUGUAUUGGGAUGAUGGGGAAUCACAAAAUGCUGUUAUCGAUAAAUUCUUCACAUAUUCUACGAUUACAUGCGAAGGGAAUGUGUUAGAAAAUCGAAUUAUCACUGAUGGCAGUUCCAACAUGACAUUAGGCUCAAUAGUUAUUAUGGGUUUAAAAGAUGAUGUAACACAAGUGUUUAUGAGGGAUCAGCCUUUGUCCAAGUCACAAUACACACAAGAUAGCACAACUAAAAAGCUUACCAUAUUAGUAAAGUUAUCCCUCCAUGAAGAGUUCAUGGUAAGAUGGGAAGUUAACAAUGAAUGGGCACGUAUCGCGUGUAUGCUGGAUCUUCAGGAAGGAAAAGUUGAAAAUCGUGCGGACUGUGAAACAAGAGGUUGUGUGUGGAGGCUCUCUACCACACCUGGUGUCCCAUCUUGUUUCCAUGACAACACAAACAACCAUGGAUAUACUACUUCUCAAGCAAGUAGUCCAGCAGGGCUUCUAAUAUAUGACCUGGUAAGGAAAGCCAAACCAACCAUAUAUGGUGGGGAUGUGAAUAAUUUAAAACUCAAUGUGGAAUAUCAAACUGAUAACAGACUUCAUUUCAAGCUUACUGAUCCAAGUUCUCAUCGAUGGGAAAUCCCCCAAGCUGCAGUAAACAUACCAACCACUAUUAGUUCAGAUGCUACAAGUUCUAAGGUGGUUGUUGAUGUCACAAAUGAUCCUUUCUCUAUUAAAGUUACAAGGAAAGAUAAUUCUGAAGUUAUAUUUGAUUCAAGUGUGGGACCUCUCAUAUACUCUGAUCAGUUUCUACAAAUCUCGACAACUUUACCUUCUUUGAAUGUGUAUGGCUUUGGAGAGCAUAAUCAUAAGAGAUACAGACACGACUUGAACUGGCGUCGUUGGGGAAUAUUUACACGAGAUGUUGCACCAGUAGAUGAUUGGAACUUGUAUGGCCACCACACCUUCUAUAUGGCACUGCAUAAGGAUGGCAAAGCUUAUGGGGUUUAUCUACAUAACUCUAAUGCCAUGGACAUUCUCCUUCAACCAACACCUGCCGUCACAUAUCGUGUCACUGGUGGUGUGUUGGAUUUCUAUUUGUUUGUUGGAGAUUCUCCUGAAGCAUUGGUGCAAGAGUAUCACAAAAUAAUCGGCUUUCCCAUCUUACCCCCUUAUUGGGGCCUUGGGUUCCAAUUAUCGCGAUGGAAUUACGGGAGUUUAGAUCGGGUUAAAGAAGUUGUUCAAGAAAUGAGAGACGCACGAAUACCAUUCGAUAUACAGUAUGGAGACAUUGAUUACAUGGAUGCGAAAAAAGAUUUUACGUAUGAUCCAGUUAAAUAUGCUGGUCUACCUGCAUAUGUGGAUCAACUGCAUGAUUGGGGCAUGAGAUAUGUCAUAAUAUUGGACCCUGGGAUUAAAAUCGAGCCCGGAUACAAAGCUUAUGAUGAAGGAAUGCAGCAAGAUAUCUUCAUGAAAAAUCCUGAUGGCACAUCACCUGUGUUAACAGAGGUUUGGCCAGGCGAUACUUAUCACCCUGACUUCACCCACUCUGCUGCCUCCCAGUGGUGGACGGAUCAGUGUCGGGAUUUCCAUGACAACCAAGGAGUUCAUUUUGAUGCAUUGUGGAUUGAUAUGAAUGAACCUGCCAACUUUCAAACUGAUGAUCCAACCAAGCGAGAACUUAUGAACUGCACAGGAAUAUAUAACUUUCCACCUUAUCUACCACGUAUCCUUGGUUAUUGGGUUGGUAUGUAUGAUAAGACGUUCUGUAUGGAUAAUAUACAGGAGUGGGGACUUCAUUAUAAUGUACAUAGUUUAUAUGGGCACACCAUGUCACAAGCUACAUAUAGGACAUUGGAGGAUUUAUUUCCUGACAAACGCAGCUUCACUUUCUCACGUUCAACAUUCGCCGGCUCGGGUAAAUACAGUGGUCACUGGCUUGGUGACAACCAGAGUUUGUGGCCACAGAUGGCUUGGCCGAUACCUGGAAUGUUUGAGUUCAAUUUGUUUGGAUUCCCAUAUAUAGGUGCCGAUAUUUGUGGCUUCUGGUUCAACACAACCACUGAGAUGUGCACAAGAUGGACGCAAGUUGGUGCGUUCUACCCCUUCAGUAGAAACCAUAACGGGGCAGGAAUGAACCCACAACACCCAACAGCGUUUGGCACCGAUUUCAGCGACAUGGCUCGAGAUGUAUUACAAACAAGAUAUCAGAUACUACCAUAUAUGUAUACAUUGUUUAGUAAUGUACAUGCUAAUGGAGGAACUGUGGUUAGAGCUUUAUUACAUGAAUUCCCAUCCAACCCACAAACAUGGAACUUGGAUCGAAUGUUUUUACUCGGACCUGCCUUCCUCGUUACACCAGUGUUAGAUGAAGGUGAAGUUGAAGUAACUGGGUAUUUCCCACAACAAUCAAGAUGGUUUGAUUUUAGAACGGGAAUGGAGCAAGUAACUGGGAAGUUCCUUACCUUGGAUGCUCCCAUGGAUUAUAUCAACCUCCAUGUAAGAGGGGGGUACAUACUUCCUAUGCAGGGACCUGAUGUCACCACCACAUUAAGUCGUAAGAAGCCAAUGGAAAUCCUUGUUGCCCUUGACGACAGCCAAUCAGCAGCUGGGGAAUUAUACUGGGAUGAUGGGGAGGCAAGAAAUGUCGGGGAGAAUUUUACGAGAAUUGAAUUUAAAUUUGGAUUGAAUGUACUGAAUUUUACUGUGGUUCACCAAGCUGAAUAUCUACCAGAGUUGGACUAUUUAUACAUUGAUAAACUAACCGUGUAUGGAUUACUUAGUGAACCUUCAACGAUAACAUGCGAUGGCAACGAUGAAGCUUCAUUUUCUUGGGAAAGUGUUAGAAAUAAGCUUUUUUUGAACCUGUUUUCCACUCUUAAUUUAACAGAUGAUCAUCAGUGUGUUUUUACUUUUUAAAAUCAACAAUAAACUACAUAUUAAGCUUUUUUUAUAAAAAUAUUAAACUAAAAAUGAUAAUAAUUUAUGGUAACUCAUUUUGUUAUGCACUGACAUUUUUUUAAACUGCUUUUUUAAUUCUUUCAUUCCAUUUGUUAAAUUAAAUCAGUGUUUAAUUU